This is a messenger RNA of Oreochromis aureus, 1587 nucleotides long. It is a transcript of the gene kazald3, whose product is annotated as Kazal-type serine peptidase inhibitor domain 3. Gene Ontology annotation, cellular component: extracellular region. Gene Ontology annotation, molecular function: insulin-like growth factor binding. NCBI's taxonomy places the organism in Eukaryota, Metazoa, Chordata, Actinopteri, Cichliformes, Cichlidae. Gene Ontology annotation, biological process: regulation of signal transduction; regulation of cell growth. The transcript is spliced from 4 exons. The coding region runs from base 596 to 1393 and encodes 265 amino acids. The record is from RefSeq and is a predicted model, not a curated record.
CUGAUGACGUAUCACGAGUACACGAGAACGCAAGUACGCACAAGUACGCAUAUUGAUAAACGCCCUAUUUCUUCUGUAAAGUUUUAACAUGGGACUCACUCGCUGCUGCCUCUGCUGGAGGUCAGAGGAACUGCAGGUUGGUGAUGGGUGGGCAUGAGUGGGUGGAGCCUCAGAUCCCUGCUCUGAGCUCAGAGCGCUGGAUUUGAGUUUAAAUAGAUUUUUUUUCUUGGUGCCAAAUCCCACAUUUAGUGACCCGAAUAUGAAGAGUCUGAGCUGCUGUUCUCGCUGUAACGAUGUUUUACUUUGAAAGGUCAAACCGGAACCUUUGUCUGUUAUUGUGACACACGUGACAGCGGUCUGGCGCGUGUGUGCAGUGAAGCAGCGCGAGCGGCUCAGCUGUUCAAACCUGCCACAGACUGAAAGCCCGUCAGCAGCCCGGGACACUGAACGACACUCUACCGAGACUCUGACCGGAGGCUGUCGGUGUCUGAGGGUCUGACGCGGUGUGAGCCCGGGCAGGCGGGCGGAUCUACGGCUCUGUUGUGUCUCUGUUCCCGGUCAGAGUCCCGGGCCGUGCCGGUACCGGCGGGUGAAAAUGCGGACUCUGGUGCUGCUAUUUCUCUGGCUGAGCCUCCGCACGUGCAGAGCGCCCCCCGGGCCGGGGCUCUGCGGGCCGUGCCAGCCGGACCGGUGCCCGCUGCUCCGCGGCUGCCGGGCCGGGCUGGUGCCGGACUCCUGCGGCUGCUGCCUGGAGUGCGGGAACCUAGAGGGCCAGGCCUGCGACCCCGGGAACCGGAGCGUGUUCUACGGGCUGUGUGGGACCGGACUGCGGUGUCAGGCGGGAGGAGGAGGAGAGGAUGAAGAGGAGGAGGAGUGCGUGUGUGAGGAGCAGGAGCCGGUGUGCGGCUCUGACGGGAGAACAUACAUGAACAUGUGUCAGCUGAGGGAGGCCGCCUUCUCGACACCCGAGCUCCACACCGCGGGGAGGGGCCCUUGCAGGACAGUGCCGGUCAUUAAGGUGCCUCCUCACAGUCAGGUGAACGGGACGGGCAGCAGUCUCAUCUUUCUCUGUGAAGUGUUUGCGUUUCCGAUGGCGUUGGUCGAGUGGACGAAGGAGGGACGAGACGUCGUCCUGCCCGGAGACGAUCCCCACAUCUCCGUCCAGUCUCGCGGCGGUCCUCUGAAGUUCGAGCUCUCCAGCUGGCUGCAGAUUGAGGGGGCGGAGCGGGGGGACUCUGGGACCUAUCGCUGCACAGCUCGUAACAACCUGGGGACGGUCUGGGCCUCGGCUGUACUGGGAGUACUGGGAGCAGAGGAGCUGUCGUCCUACCUGGCUAACAGUGGCAGGAAGCAGCCGAUGGACAUCGCAGACUAUGACCAGGACAUCUACUGAGCUUCAUGAUGUCACCUCCUCUGUACAGACACGUCUCUGAUUUUUCUUCUUCUCUGUGUAUGCGAACGUUACUCUGACAUCACACGGGGCAGUGACACGGACACUUGGCGUGCUGGGCGUUCGAGCCCGCGUCUCCUGUCAGAUCUGUUGUGUGAAACUUUUUUUAAAAUUAUAAAUAAAGGUUUACAAACUGA